Molecule: messenger RNA, 477 nt
Organism: Acanthoscelides obtectus
Lineage: Eukaryota; Metazoa; Arthropoda; Insecta; Coleoptera; Chrysomelidae
Source: the annotation of a GenBank genome assembly
GGCUCAAUACCAUAACCGUCAUCGCCAAGUAGUACAACAUUUGCUUUAUUUAUUAGUUGUGAUCUAGUCUGUGAAUUUCUCCACAUUCUGGAAUCAUGCACUGAUCCAGGCCUAGUGACAUCAACAUAUCUCUGGCAUCACAAGUGGCUCGCACAUUUAAAGUAGGAUCCUACAAUCGAGUGUCUUCCUCAUCAUAAUGUAUAAUAAUGUUUUUUCCCAAGGUGUAUGUGUACAAUCAAGUACACCAAUUGCUGUCAGAAAUUCAUACAUGCUUUGUCAUGUGCGAUUGGCCUCCAUCAGUUCAUGGUUGGUAGUUGGGAACUUGAUCCAUUCGUUCGACUGUGCAACUAUGCUGUUCACGACUCUAUCCACAGUCCGAGAUACCGUUGUUUGACUAACACCAAGUUCCUGACCAAUACCUUGUUGAUAGCCAGGGUCACCGAGAUAGCGUAGACAUAUCUUCAUUUUAUGAAUACA